AUGGAGCGUUGGCAAGGCAAAGUUGCUAUGGUAACUGGUGCCAGCAGCGGCAUCGGUGCCGCUUGUGCCAAAGCAUUGGUCUGCGCUGGUUGUGUUGUUGUGGGGCUAGCUCGUCGCCAGGAGCGGAUCGCGCAACUCCAACAAGAAUUGCCAACUCGAGUGCGCUCCAAUUUGCACUCCUACAAAUGUGACAUCACGCGUGAGGAAAGUGUGCGGGAUGCGUUUAAAUGGACCGAACAGAGGCUUGGCGCCGGUGUUGAUAUACUGGUGAAUAAUGCCGGUAUUAUAGCGACUACAGAGCUAAGUAGGGCACAAAAUACGAACGAGAUACGCGCCACCAUCGAUACGAAUCUGUUGGGCACCAUUUUUUGUACACGCGAGGCUUUCAAUUCGAUGCGUGAACGCAAUAUUGAGGGUCAUGUAGUGAUUAUUAAUAGUGUAGCUGGAUUACAGGUACCUAAUUUGGGACCAGAUUUGCCAUCAUUGAAUAUAUAUCCGGCAACGAAGUUCGCUUUACGAGCGAUGAACGAAAUUUAUCGACAAGAAUUUCAGCGACACAAAACACGCGUACGAAUAACGACAAUCAGUCCGGGCAUAGUGGAUACAGAUAUUCUGCCAUCGCCUAUUCGUAGUGUAGUUAAAGAGAUGCUGCCUAGCCUUAAAUCGGAAGAUGUAGCUGAUGCUGUUUUAUGGGCUAUAAGCACCCCAUCCAAUGUGCAGGUUCACAACAUCACCAUAAAACCGAUGGGUGAAAAAUUUUAAUAUGGCUAUGAAGGAUACUGAAAAACAGCUGCUAUCCAAAACCCGCUGAUA
Rhagoletis zephyria (snowberry fruit fly) is the source of this 813-nucleotide messenger RNA. Its product is annotated as farnesol dehydrogenase. Gene Ontology annotation, molecular function: oxidoreductase activity. The record is from RefSeq and is a predicted model, not a curated record. Lineage: Eukaryota; Metazoa; Arthropoda; Insecta; Diptera; Tephritidae.